Trichoplax adhaerens is the source of this 1323-nucleotide messenger RNA. RefSeq lists its product as uncharacterized. Gene Ontology annotation, molecular function: ATP binding; protein serine/threonine kinase activity. Gene Ontology annotation, cellular component: cytoplasm. Gene Ontology annotation, biological process: intracellular signal transduction; regulation of MAPK cascade; protein phosphorylation. The transcript has 6 exons. Bases 1 to 1323 code for a protein of 440 amino acids. Lineage: Eukaryota; Metazoa; Placozoa; Uniplacotomia; Trichoplacea; Trichoplacidae. The record is from RefSeq and is a predicted model, not a curated record.
AUGUUAAUUCAAAGUGAAUCACGUCCUAAACCAUUAAUUGAUCCAAGUAAAAUUACUGAUCCAAUAGGACCUGCUCAUCGCUCGAAUAAAACCUCCUCUUCGAUCGCUAGAGGUCAUCCAACUAGUCAAAGUACAGUCGAUAAAAAUACCAGCAUAUCAGUAUCUAGAUCAAAUUCAUUACGAGAAGAAUCUCCAAUAGGAAGAAAGCAACAAUUAGAAGUUCAUUCCGAUGCAUCGAUAGCAAUUUCCCGCAGUAAAAUAGAAACUUUAAGUGGACGUGAUACAAGGCGAACAGGAUCAAUCUCAUCAUCAUCCACUUCAACAAGUCGUCAGGGCUCGUCUCAACCCAAAGGCAUACUUAAAAAGCCCCGAUCAAGUCAUAGUGCCAACAAUGGGGUGGCUGCUACUUUAGAAAAUUACAAGAAAAAUGAAGAUGUCAUAUCACACGAACAAUUUAAAGAUGCCAUCAGAACCAUAACCAGCAAGGAUGAUCCUAGAAGUAGAUUUGAUCGAUUUGUUAAAAUUGCUGAAGGUUCAACCAGUAUUGUGACAAUUGCCCAUGAUUAUAAAUACGAUCGUAAGGUAGCUGUUAAAAAAAUGGACUUAACUAAACAACAACGACGAGAAUUAUUGUUCAAUGAGUUGGCCAUCAUGAAAGAUUUUCAUUACGCCAAUAUUGUAGAAUUAUACGAUAGUUAUUUAGUUGGUGAUGAAUUAUGGCUAGUAUUGGAAUAUGUGGCUGGUGGCUCUUUAACUGAUAUUAUUACGCAGACAAGAAUACAUGAAGAUCAAAUUGCAACUGUAUGUAAAUACUGCUUGCGAGCUUUAUCAUUUCUACAUACGCAUAAAAUUAUUCAUCGAGAUAUUAAAAGUGACAGUGUGCUUUUAACCAGCUCUGGUCAGGUAAAACUAUCGGACUUUGGAUUUUGUAGUCAAACUUCUGACGAAGUUCCUAGAAGGAGGUCUUUAGUAGGUACACCUUAUUGGAUGGCUCCAGAACUAAUUGCGAGAGAGCCAUACGGUUCUGAGGUUGAUAUUUGGUCACUCGGUAUCAUGAUAAUAGAAAUGGUUGAUGGAGAACCACCUCAUUUCGACAAAUCACCUUUGGAGGCAAUGACAAAUAUUAGGACAGAUAAGCCACCUCAUUUCAGACAUCAUGUAUCGGCAAUUUUAAGAUCAUUUGCUAGGUUAAUGUUGGUUAAACAGCCAGAAUCGAGAGCUACAGCAUAUGAGCUACUACAACAUCAAUUUAUACUAAAGUCUAGAAAUCAUUCUAUAUUGAAACCUCUACUCAGUGUCGUGAAGAAAUCAGCGCACGAUUAA